AUGAGUCGCCAAAUUGAGCAAGCGUUGCUCUCAUUAAUGCCGACUUAUGGCUCUGAUCUACCACCGCAACUUGUAGAACUGGCAGGUUCUUUACUUGCCCAGUCUCGGCAUCGAGCAAGUACUCUUAAGACAGAGGAAGAGAUCGCCAGAUUAUACGCAUGCGCAAAUAUUGCCUGUGACCGUCUAAAAAUCCCCCUUGAUCUUCCACCCAUCGAACCACGACCACCAAUUCCGCCUCGUAUCUACAAGCGCCUCUACACUCAUCUUGAUAACAUCCUUCCAAGCGGUGCCUCGACUCCCAGCAGAAAUGCUGCAGGACGAGUCAAGACACCGAGUUCGAGGUUUCGUGAUGCUGAUGGCUCACCUUCUGGAUCACGACCAUUGCCAUCAAGAGCAACCCCAACUAAAGAGCAAAGUCUCGCACAGUUCAGGACGCCGACAAAAGGGGUGAAUGGGGCGAAUGGGACACCGUCAAAAUCUACAAUGAAGCGAGAAACUUUUACACGCGCUAACCUGCAUGCCUGGGUUCAACCUGUCGCUCGAUGGAUAUGUGAGGAAACAAACCACAAGAACCUCGCUCCUACGAUUCUGGCUGGCAUGGAGAUCAUAUUGACGCCUGAAGGGCGUCGAACAGGAGACGAGUGGGUUUUGAAGAAUGUUACAGCGCUGUUUGCCACUAUCUACUUUUUCGUGACCAUGCGAGUUAAAGCGCUUGCUACUGGGGAAGGUGUCGACCGAGAAGGAUACGUUCCUAUACGAAAAGAGAUCCUCAUUCUACUCACCAGAGCACGACAGGAAGUCAUUAUUAAGAACUCACCAGAGGAAACCGCUUGGGAAGCAUGGGCAGAUAUCAAGUCCAAGGAUUUCGACGACGCUGUUGCUAAAGUUAACGAACAAUCAUGGCUCACUGGCGACUGGUACCAAGGCAUCACAGAUGUUGUCAAGGUGGGCCAGAGAGGUUAUCUCGAAGACGCUGGGGUGUUCGAUGGCGAUAGCAUGCCAAAAAUGCACAUCAAGAAAGCAGACACCAUGUUUCAAGACAAAUACGACUUUCUCAGCGAAGCUAAGCGGAGGGAUUACGUGCACUGGAAGGAGGAUAUGCUCGCCAAAAUUGCUCUAUCGACCACGACAGGUGCUGCCAUGGAGUUAGAUACAUAA
This is a messenger RNA of Fusarium sp. VM40, 1158 nucleotides long. Lineage: Eukaryota; Fungi; Ascomycota; Sordariomycetes; Hypocreales; Nectriaceae. The record is from the annotation of a GenBank genome assembly.